Messenger RNA from Acanthoscelides obtectus, 1568 nucleotides. The record is from the annotation of a GenBank genome assembly. Lineage: Eukaryota; Metazoa; Arthropoda; Insecta; Coleoptera; Chrysomelidae.
GACUGAUGAGAUGGCCCGUCAAUGUGGUGUCACUGUGCUGCGGUUACCGCCCUACCACUGUGAACUGAACCCAAGCUCAUCUGGGCUCAAGUGAAGUGUUAUAUUGCGAUCCGUCAACGUCAGGUAGUCAGAGUCGUAUUUUGUUUUGUUUUUUUGUACGCUACAGAUUCAUUUUGUACUUGCUAACAGCUCUUUCAUAUAGAAAAGUUUAGUUGCAUGCAAAAAACAAAACGCUAGGAAUAAGUUCUACUAGAUUUACACCCGAUUCAUUAUUGCCAACGUUGCAGACUAACACAAAAAUGUCACUUGCUGAUCUGCUGUUCACCUCAGUAGACGUCAGACCAUGAUGGAUACUCGUGAAAUAUGUUUACAUCAAUCUAUAACCACACAAACCACCGGACUUAGGACAUUUGCAUCUAUUGUUUAAGCUGACAGCCAGGUGAGCUGCGAAGUCAGGCCAGGCGAUAUUUGUAAACAAUUUGGUGAUGAAGACAAUUUAAAUUAAGAAAGUUCCGUUGUUCCGUACGACAAAUAAAUAUGUAUGCCUUUCGUCGAAUACAGAAGGUCAAUCCAAACUUAGUCAGAUCGCUGACAGACCGUGCCACUUUAGAACAAAUCAUCAGGGUAGAUCAUGCUGGAGAAUUGGGUGCUGAUAGAAUAUAUGCCGGUCAAAUGGCAAUUCUAGGGACCACAUCCAAGGGUCCCGUUAUAAGGCAUAUGUGGGAACAAGAAAAACAUCAUAAGGCGACUUUUGAAAAACUCAUACAGAAGUACAGGGUUCGACCAACUGUCUUGACACCCAUUUGGAAUGUAGCAGGGUUUGCCUUAGGAGCCACUACAGCUCUUUUGGGAGAAAAAGCAGCAAUGGCUUGCACAGUCGCUGUUGAGACAGUCAUUGUAGAGCACUAUAAUGACCAACUGAGAACACUUCUAGAAGACCCUGAAGCUAAUAAAGAAUUAAUGGAAACUAUCACAAAAUUUAGAGAUGAAGAGCAGGAACAUCAUGAUACUGGCAUUGACCAUGGGGCUGAACAAACACCUUUUUAUGAAGUAUUGUCAAAUGUAAUUAAAUUUGGAUGUAAAGGUGCCAUAGAAAUUUCAAAGAUUAUAUGAGAAAGUAGUGUGGUUAUUAUUAGGACUCAACAUACCAACACUUGAUACACACCUAUUUCUACCAUAGCCAGACAAAUGACUCAGUGGUAGAAAAUAUGUGUACUUGCCAUAACAAGUAUAAGUCAAAAUAAAUGGAAUACAAAUAGAAUAUUAAUUUUACAUAAUUAAUUGGAAACAUUAUGAAGUCAAAAGCAAUAAGAUGAAAUGCUCAUUUACAACCUGCCUUUUGAUCAGUGACUGGUAUGUUUAGUGUUAAAUAAUUUUAUAUAAUAUACCUAUUUUUCUUAGAAUUGGAUUGUAUGUGAUGAAAUAUUACAGUAUUAAGUAAAUGGUUUGUUUCUGUGCUGAUUUAUCACUCCCUGAAAUUCACACUUGUGUUCCAGAUAGGCAUUAUAAAGCAAAAGUUUUGUACAACAGUAAAAAGAGGAAAUAGAAUAAAGUGAAUAUAAUUUUAC